Pocillopora damicornis (cauliflower coral) is the source of this 2321-nucleotide messenger RNA. RefSeq names its product nose resistant to fluoxetine protein 6. Gene Ontology annotation, molecular function: acyltransferase activity, transferring groups other than amino-acyl groups. The record is from RefSeq and is a predicted model, not a curated record. NCBI's taxonomy places the organism in Eukaryota, Metazoa, Cnidaria, Anthozoa, Scleractinia, Pocilloporidae.
UCGUUAGUUUUUCAAGAUUGCGUUCUAGCUCGAUUGCUGAUUCUAUUUCGUCGUCUCAAGUUGUUCACGGACGAGCAUUUCGUUACAUCCGAGUGUCAAAUUCCCUUACAAACCUUUCGUUGAUUCGCGUUGCUCACAUAGAGCCUAAUCGCAAUCUCCAAGAAUAGCUGUCGUUUCCAGUCUCUCUCUCAGUUAUCGAGUGUUAUACGCUUUCUCAUCGUCAUGACAUCACAUUUCGUUACGGCUCAUCGUCCGGCCUCAUCAUGGCGAGUUGUGCAACAACGAAGACAGCUGCUGUUAAAUCCUUUGCUGUGUUCGUCACCUUUUCUGUGCUUCAGAGAUGUUCAUCUUCAUCUCCUGGAUCCGUUUGGGAAGGCAACAGUCACAUCGCUCGGCAGUUUGGCUUUCCAUUCCCAUUUCCACUCCCGAAAUUUAAUUUCUCAGACGUCUCCGAAGAGUGCCAAGCUAUCGUCCAGAAACUUUCAUCGUUCAGUUCGCCGCUAUUCUAUAGUUAUUUGGAUGCUAUUGGUAAACCUCAAAGUGGACUUUUUCUGGGUAACACUGGUUGGUUAGGAUCUUACAGUGAGUGUACUGAAAGUAUUCCUGAUGCCCACUAUUGUUUGGCCUAUGUGGCUUUUCCACAGCCUCCCCUAACUAUUACUGAGUCUAUUCCUGUGCGCUGGGGUAUUUGUGCUCCAAAACAAUGCAGUGAAAAGGAUGUUACAGCAGGACUGCAAGAUAUGUUUACAGGAAUCAAUAAGUAUAUGAAUAGGACAGAGGUAGAAUUAAGGCCUCAGAAAGGAUAUGGACUGCCACCAAGCGGCAAAGCUGUUUACUGUCAGAAGAAAUCAGAAUACACAACUGGAGUAAUACUCACUCUGAUCUUGUGUGGUCUAAUCCUGUUUCUCUGCCUUGUUGGAACACUUUGCGACAUUUUUAUAAGCUUUUCGAAGAAACCCUCCGCACCUGUCAACAAAAGCAAUGGCUUCAUGCCAAUCAGAGAUGACUCCCUGGUAACACUUGAAGGUGAUGUUCCUGAUUCAUUCACAGGAAGUGGCACGCAUAGCAGUGACACCACGCAAUUUUUGAACCCAUCCCCUGAAGUGGCAAUUAGUGCAUCUUCCAGGCUUUCAAGUUUUCCCCAGAGGAAAGAUGAGCCAAAUGUAGUGGUGCAGUUUUUUCUGUGUUUCUCAUUAAUUAAAAACACAAGCCGUAUUAUGGACACCAAAGUCCCUGCCAGUGCCAUCACGUCGAUCAAUGGAAUGAGAGUGAUGAGUAUGUGGUGGGUGAUCCUGGGACAUGUCUAUGGGUUUCAAACUGUAUCAACUAUGAGUAACCUCCUCCUCCUGCUCCAAAUCAUACAACGAUUUACGUUUGAAGCUAUUGGCAAUGCUACCUUUUCGGUGGACAGUUUCUUCUUCCUGAGUGGUCUCCUGGUUUCGUAUUUGUCUUUGCGUCACAUGGAGAAGAAAAAUGGACAGCUGCCACUUUUUAAGUACUACUUCCAUCGUUUUUGGAGAUUAACUCCAGCUUACAUGUUCGUUUUGUUGUUUUACGACAAACUGAAUGGAUUUCUUGGUGACGGCCCUCUUUGGUAUCAAGCACAGGAAAAGAACCCGUGUGACAAGUAUUGGUGGACCAACUUACUCUACAUUAACAACUUCUAUCCAACUAGCAUGAAUGCAUCAUGCUUUGGUUGGGCCUGGUACUUAGCGAAUGACAUGCAGUUUCACAUCAUUGCUCCCGCUAUACUCUUCGUAGCGUACAGGUUUCGUCUUCGAGGAUUGAUUGUGAUUGUUGGGUGCUUACUGAGCAUCAGUUUCGUCACCACAGCUGUUAUAUAUGCACAUUACAACAUUGCUGCCGUUAUGCUUAGUAAAGCAGCUCAGGAAGAAACCCUGAAACAUGUGGAUUCCAUGUCUCUGACUUACGAAAAGCCUUAUUGUCGUAUUUCACCGUAUCUUGUUGGCAUGGUAACUGGCUACUUACUUCUUCACGCAAAGGAUUGGAGACUUCCUAGAAAGGUACGUAAUUGGCAAUCUUGUCACAUACAUGUUGAUGGGCAAUUCACUAGAAGAACAGUCAGAGUUGUGUUUCCGUUGCUAGUUGAGGUCAGUUUGCUGGCCUGUUUCAGUCAGCUAGUCAGUCGAUCAGCUAGUCGUAAGUCAGUUAGUCAGUUAGUCAGUCAGUCAGUCAGUCAGUCUGCAUUCUUUUAUGUCGGUGUACUUGGCAUUUCGUAUGCAGUGGCCUUUAUUGUGUCAGUGUGUGUGGAAUAUCCCAUGAUGCAGUUGGAGAAGUUUAUAUUCAAAGGCGACAACUGA